CUAAUGGAUUUUCAUAAAGCUGGAAAGGCUAAGUCAUUAAUUCCUUUUUUACAUCGUUAUUUUGGAUUGACCAUCGAUAAACCCCAACAUUCGAAUAAAAAAGGAAUGCUUGGGCAUUCCAUACGAAGGGGUUUUGGGCUGAAUUGUAAGAUGGUUCCACAAUGUCAAAUUAUUGGCAGUUCAAAUUAUGCUGAAAGAUCAAAAAAACGAGAUAAUGAAAUUUAAGCUUAUAUUUUCAGUCAAUGUCCUAUGUUUAAAUAAUAUUUAAAAAAAGAAUAAAUUAAUUAUAAAACUAUGCUGAAAAAAUAACAAAGGAAGAAAUACUUAAUGAUUCUGAAAUCAAAAUAAAUUGGAAGAUUGAAUUAUUGUCUAAAAUUUUUAAAUCUAUGA
Paramecium octaurelia is the source of this 390-nucleotide messenger RNA. The record is from the annotation of a GenBank genome assembly. NCBI's taxonomy places the organism in Eukaryota, Ciliophora, Oligohymenophorea, Peniculida, Parameciidae.